AAAAUGUGACCUGAUUAAAUCAUUUGCCACUUCGCUAACUGAAGUUUGGAGUUGAAGCAAAACUCUAUAUCAGUCAGAACUUUUAAAAUGGCCAAAAGAAGGGUUGAAAUUGCAUUGCAAGAUGAAAUCAAUGAUCAAGACAGUUGGAAUGCAUUCCUUGAGAAAGAUGGCCUUACAGUUGUCGAUGUCUACCAAGAUUGGUGUGGUCCUUGUUCAGCCGUUUUGGGGUUGUUCAAACGACUCAAAACAGAGAUUAAUGACGAUCUGUUGCACUUCGCCACAGCUAAAGCAGACAACAUUGAAGCUUUGCACCUCUAUAGAGGGAAGUGUGAACCAUACUUCCUGAUUUACGGGGGUGGCUGUCUUGUAGCUGCGGUUAAAGGAGUGAAUCCUCCACUUCUAGAAAAAUGUAUAUUCGAUAAACUGAAGCAGGAGCAUGAUGUACUAAAUGGUGAAGCCAGAAGAGUCGAAAUACGUGAUCCCAUGGUGCUUGCUAAGGAACUAGAAGAAACUGAGCUUAGGACGAAGAGGGAAGGAGAAGAAGAGGUGAAGCAAGAAGUUACUCUAGCUGUCCUGAAACCUGAUAUUGUAGCCGCUGGAUUAGCAGAACAGAUAAUUGAGGAACUUAAAGAAAAAGGUGUUGAAGUACUUGAACAACAAGAACACUUGUUUACCACAGAAGAGGCUGAAAUAUUCUACGAAAACUCCAAAGAUCAACCAUAUUUUCAGGAUUUGGUUGAAUUUAUGACAUCUGGUCCAAGUAGAAUACUAGUCUGUGCGCUGGAAGGAAAUCAAGGAGUUAUUGAUGAACUAAGAGGGUUGAUCGGGCCGUCUAUUUUGGAAGAUGACUCUGGAGAAUAUAGUGAAACGUUAAGGGCAAAAUAUGCAUCUGGAAAAAUUAGAAAUGCUAUCCAUGCUGCUGAUUCUAAAGAAGAGGCUGCAAAAGAAUUGGCAUUUUUCUAUCCAGGUUACGAACCACCAGUUAUAACAGUGAAACGUGAUCGUCUACUUCAUGAAACAUCUACUGAACAAAUUGAUGCAGGUAAAAAAGGUAGAAUUCAACGUACAGUUGCCAUAUUACGUCCACAAGCCUACGAAUUAUAUAAAGAUAAAAUAUUAGAAGAAAUUAAAAAGGCUGGAUUUACGAUAGCGAUGCAGAAGGUGAUACGUUUAACUAAGGAACAAGUGGAAGACUAUUAUAAAGAACAUAUAGGACAACCAUAUUUUGGAGAGCUAACAGUAGUAAUGUCAAGUGGUCCAUGCCUAGCUUUACUUCUAGCCAGAGAAGAUGCUGUCUCUAAGUGGAAAGAAAUGUUAGGCCCAACGAAAAUUGAUGAUGCUAAAGCAACAGCUCCUGAAUCACUACGAGCUAGGUUUGUCCCAAAGCAAUUAACAGAUAAUUUUAAUGUGAAAAGUGGAGAAAUUAAUCUUCUACAUGGUUCUGCCAAUGAGAGUGAAGUGGAGCGAGACUUAAAUUUCUUCUUCCCAGUUGAGACAACAGUUGCAGCAAUUAAACCAGAUGCUUAUGCUAAUCGAGAUGAAAUUAUUGAACGAAUAAAGUCAGCUGGUUUUCAUGUAGCAGCACGUCAAGAAACAAGUCUUACAAAAGAAUUAGCUGAAAAGUUAUAUGAGGAUUGUGCUGAUAAGCCAUUUUACAAUGAUUUGAUCAAUCACAUGACAAGUGGUCAAACUUUGUUCAUGAUUUUGACAAGAAGGAAUGCGAUUGCCGGUUGGCGUCAAAUGAUGGGGCCAACAGAUCCGAACAAAGCAGCCGAUGAAUCAUCAGACAAUAUACGAGCAAUUUAUGGUAGAGAUAUUCUUCGCAAUGCAGUGCAUGGCGCUUCCAAUGAAGAACAUGUUAAGCGCAUUCAAGAACUAUUAUUUGAUAAUCUUGGAACCAGUGAAAAAAGUCAUACAUUGAGUGAAGGAAUGAAAACUGAUAAAGCCAGAAAAACUGACGAAGAAGAUGUUACCAGAAAAGGUGAAAUAGAUGAGAUAAAUGAUGAAGAGCAAGAAGCAGAAUGGGCUAAGUUGCGUGACAAUGAACUAAAAGAAAAUGAAGAAGAAAAGCAACCUGAAGAGGAGGAAAACAAGGAAGAAAAGUCACCUAAUCCACCAGGAGUAACUGAAAUUGAUAAUGCAUCAAUAAGUCCUGUAAUACAAGAUAUUCAACAGGCUACUAGAGAUAAUAAUGAUGUACUACCUGGACAAAAUAUACUAACUGAAAUCAUAGCUGAAGCAGUGUCAACAGAAGAAAAUGUGGAUGCUUCACCGGAGGAUAAUCUCAGUCUUAAAACGAGAUCAUCAGUUCAAGAUUGAUGGAGGCCAUCUGGAAUCAAAGAUACAUCAGUUUCUGCAUACUGUACUGUUCCAGCUGAUAAGAGCUGAAAUCACUUUGCUGUAAAAACUUGAAUAAGUCAAGACAUGGGUGAAUUAGUUCUCGUCAAUAACUUGGAAGCAUUUUUAUUGUUCUAGUAUAUUCUUUAUUGAAGUUACAGUUUCCAUCAACCCGUUUAUCGGUGUUCUGAUCACCUCUAUCUUAUUUCUGUUGCUAACUGAUUCUUUACCAGCAUUUCACCUCUCAAUGUGAUCUUUAACAGUGAUUUCUAAUUAAUUAAGUAACAUUUUACUGAUUGUGUAAGAGGUUGGUAACACUUCAGGUGAUUAUAUGAAUUCCGUAUAAUAUAAUGUGUAGUAAAUGUAACUUUUGAUUCAAUAUGAAACAGGUAAUUAGCUUGAUAAAGUAAAAUUUAUCAUAACUGAAUAAUUCUGUGGUUUAUUUUCUCGUUUCUCACUAAUCAAUUAAUAAAGCUUCACAGAUUUUAUGAGUGACUGUUAAGGUCAUCCUAACAACUACUGAAGUACUACACUUUAUGAGAAGAUGCUUUUCCAGUUGAAAUAAAGAAAGCUAACUGAUUGUUUCAGUCGUUGGUGGGACGAAUUUUGACAACAUUCGAUUUUAUAUUUUGGCUUAGAUUUAUAUUAAACAAGCCUAAAAGGCAAACGGAAUUCCACUUAACUUAUCCAUUACCUUGUUGUCUCAAAUAAAAUGAUGCUUCUAAGCCUUUUACUUGUCAGAGUCAGGAUGUAACCUGAUAGAAUUGAAAAUGCUGUCUGUCCAUUGCAUAGAUGCUUCAUAAUCUGAACUUAUUUACGAAAUUCUGAUGAUUUAAGAACCUUAACCUAUGGCUAACUUUGGGAAGAGAUUGGCAGUAUGUCUGAGAAGUGAAGUCCUG
Molecule: messenger RNA, 3236 nt
Organism: Heterobilharzia americana
Lineage: Eukaryota; Metazoa; Platyhelminthes; Trematoda; Strigeidida; Schistosomatidae
Source: the annotation of a GenBank genome assembly